This is a messenger RNA of Aedes albopictus (Asian tiger mosquito), 4741 nucleotides long. Its product is annotated as myosin-7. The record is from RefSeq and is a predicted model, not a curated record. Lineage: Eukaryota; Metazoa; Arthropoda; Insecta; Diptera; Culicidae. The coding region runs from base 352 to 3387 and encodes 1011 amino acids. The transcript is spliced from 2 exons.
AUCGAGCUUCGGAUGCGACGUCAUUCCCGAAAAAGUGCUGAACGUGACCACAAGUGUGCAAGACGAGAGAUAAGCGAACGAGAGCUGUACAGUAGCCAUAAAUGGAAGCGAAAAAAUGGAGAUUCAUCGACAUUUAAUUUCGUGUGUGGUGUUACUCAAAAGGUGGUUGGUGAUGUCAAAUGGGUUUUAAAUUAAUUGUCGCGGUACGUUUCGAACGACUCGCAGGGAUUUAAAUCGAAUUUCAUGCGGAGGAGAUAUUCUCCAUGGUGAAAUAGCUGCCAUCAUGGCGGCUGCUGAAAUGUGAUUCAAAUUCGCACCGUGUGUGAUGUGUGUGUGUGAAAGGUUUGGACCAUGUCCGACGAAUUGGACCAUCCCAUGGGGGAUCCGGACACGUCUGGAUCAUUCCCGAGUGAGAAUCCGAGCUGGCAUCGGUUGCUUACGGACGGUCACAAUGCGGCGUGUCGGGGCCCGGAGAGUCUGUUUUCUGACGCGACGACAACCCAGGCCCAGGAGGAGGAAGAAGAAGAUGAAUUGUUACGUGUGAUUCAACAUGGCAGCAUUGGGAACUACGAUUCGGGCAACUUUUCGUUUUCGGAGAGUUCGAACAAGGGGCAACAACCGGUCCCGAGCAGUCCCGGAGGACAGCAGGAGCUGCAUCAGAGGUUCGUACAGCUGAAUACGGAGCUGUACCAAGCGAAGACGGAGCUGCUGACGUACAAGUACAAAUGGAACGAAAUCCGCAACGAGGUGGAGCUGCAGUGGAACAAAAAAUGCCAGCGGGUGGUAGACGAGAAGGUAGCGUUACAGCAGGAGGUAGACGAUCUGAAGCAGCAGCUGCAGGCAGCAGUUUGCACCUUUGGCGGCAACGAGCGUGGUUUGGAAAUUUACAAGCUGCGUUCGGAACUGGAUCAGAUCAGAAUCCAAUUGGAUUGCAAAGACCGAGCCAAUGGGAUUCUGAAGGAAAAGAUAGCGGAGCUUUACUGUGAUAAAGAAAACCUCUCGUUGGAAGCUCGGAAGCUGGAGAAAAUGCUGCUGGAAGUGCGUAGUGAAUUAAGUUCAGUCAAAGCUUCGGAAGCUUGGUUCCGGAACGAGUUACAUGUGUGCCAAAACAUAAAUACAAAUUUAAGGGAAGCUAACCUAUCUUUCGACAAUCGAUUAAGCCUGGAGAAGGCUCAUGGCGAGCGGUUGAAGGUAGAAUUGCAGCAGGUAAUACGCAGUGCAGAGCAAGUGGAACGGAAAGCGAUAGCCGAGAAGUCAAGUCUGCUUGCGAGACUGGAAACCAUUGAAGCGUCCAGUCGACUAGAGAAAGUAUCGGAUUUGAUAGCGCAGGAGCAUGUGUGCAAGCAUAAUGAUGCUGCGGAAAAAAUCCAAUCGCUUCUCGAUUUGAACAAGAAUCAUGAGCGUGAAAACAACCACCUGCGGACGAAUGUUGAGCUGCUGCGAAACACUCUCUCCAAUCAGGAGGCACUCAUCCAAUCGUACAAAAACAGAGAAGCAGACAGCCGACGCCAGGUCACCACCCUGGAAGCCGACAUCCGCAACCUGAAGGAUGACAAACAAAGAAUGGCGGAACAGAACACCGAAUUGCACGAGACAAUUGCGCGGAACAGCUUCACCAAACGAGACCUAGAUGUCAGCAUUGGGCACUUGAGAGCGCAGCUGAAAGUUUUAUCGAUAAACUUUGAAAAUACGCGAAGGGCACUCGGUGUGAAGGAAUUUGAACUUGGCCAGCUGCGGCAGGAGCUGGUCCGUAUAAACGACCACUGCAGGGAUUUGGAAGACCAUCGGAUGGAGCUGGAGCAGUCGUUGAAGGUGAGCGAAUCGCACGCUCGGACAAUGUACGAGCAGCUGCUGGAGAACUUCCAUCGGAUCCAGUCGCGAAACUUGGACCUGGAGCUAAAACUGGGUCAGUAUGCCGAGCACGAUGAAAAGUUUCGUAAGAGUGAGGAACUGGUGCAGAGGUUGCGGCAGGAAAUUUCCGACCUGCAGGAGAAGGUGGUUCAGGACGAAGAGGCAGGGUUGAACGUGAGUAGCAGCAGCAGCAGUGCAGAGGGUAGCACCUGCGCCAGUAGCAGCGAUUCGGAAGGAGGAAGUGCGAAAGUCUGCCCAAAGCAUGGCAACCCCAUUCCGGAAGAUGACACCAAAGAGCUGAAAAUAUUGCUGAAGGUGAUCGAGAACGAGCAUCGACAGAAGUUGAAGCGGUAUGAGCUGAACAAUCGGACACUGUUCAAGAAGGUCAAGGAGCACAGCCGAGCCCGGAAGGUGGCAGAGCAGCAGGUGGAGGCACUGGAGAAGGAUAUGAGCAAGAUGUCGUCGUUGAAAUGCGAAAUGGCGGGACUACGGGAGAAGAACAUGCUACUGGAGAGCGAUUUGGAAGCCAUGGCGGGAGAAUGCCAUCAGCUGAAGGGUGAGAAGGCGCGAUUGAUGGUCGCGAUGGAGAGCAAUUGCCUUCUGAAGAUGGAUGAUGAUGUAUGGAGCGCGUUCAAGCGGAUAUUUGCCGAUCUUCGGGAUAAGCAGGUGACGGAUAAGGAGAACAAGCGGUUGAAGGAGCUGCUGCACAUAAGCGAGAGGAAGGUCGACCAGCUCGAGCAGGAGCUCAGGCAUGCCUUGGCGGUAUCGGAGGAGAAGAACGCGGUGAUUGAGAGUCUCAGAUUGUCGAACGAGUUGCAGCGUUUGGAGGCGGAUGAGAUUCGAUCGGAGUUGACGGUGAAGGGAAUCCAGUUGGACGACUCGGCGCGCACGAUAGCGGAUCUCAGCGCGGAGAGAGGUUCAAUGCAAAGCUCGUUGCACGAGCAGCAGAUGAACGAGCAGAAGCUUCGGAAGGAGGUGGACUUCUUGCUGCAGCAGUUGCAAGUGCGGGACGUACAGCUGGAGACGGCACAGGAGCGGCUCAGAUUGUUUGAGGAAUCCGAACGGAUACUGGCCGAUUCACGGCAGCGCUUUUUCGACGACUUGCAAGCACUCAGGGACCAGAUCUUGGCCGAGAGACAGGAGAAACAGGAACUGCGUGACGAGGUGGCAGCACUGCGGGUCGGCAUGGUGCAGCUGAUGGAAGGUAGCGACAAGAACUUCCAUUCGGUCAGCCAACCGGAAAGUGUCCACCUUUCAUCUUCGGCUUCGGAAGGAUCGGCAGCGGUGAUGGGUGCAACGGCAGCAUCAGCGACGUACGACGAACAGGCGCUCAAAGCUUUGGUGGAGGACUGCACCCGGCAGCGGAGCGGUUCGGCCAUUCAGCCGCUGCAGGAGUGUGUGGCGUCCCUGCGGUCCGAGAUGAACCGGCUGAAUGCGGUGGUGCGGCAAAAUGGCGCCCAACGGUACAACAACCACGUGGUGUCGCUGAUGGAGGAACUGCAGGACGCCACCAACGGUACGUACAAUGCGAGAUGAGUUUAGGAGUUUUAAGGUGAGCGGGGCUGCCAUUGAAGGGGGGUUUGCCAUUGGCGCACUUUCAACAAGGAGUGAAAGUGGCGAUCAAAUGGUUAUAGAGAGGUUAGGUUCGAAAGAGAUAGUAGGGGAUUUGGAUGAUCUUUUUGUAGCGUUUUAGUAGAAGAUCUUUAGCCUGUAAUUGUGUUAGUGGAAAACGUCGUGAUAUUGAUAUUAUGGAUAUGCACAACAGUAUGAUCUGAAUUCUGUGUCGUUUGGUGAUUGAUCGAUAGAGUUGAAUUUUCAUCGCAAAAUAUCGUUCAAGAACCACUAGGUUUGGUUUCUCAGUGCUGUUGUACGCUUUGUUCGCUUUAGAAGCUGGAGGCUCAAAUGCGCAUUAAGCUUAACGGAGCCAUUCUUAUUCUUACCAUUUUGCUUCGACUUUACCAUCGACUUCAACCGUUUGUCUGCCGCUCGCUGGUACCAACUCGGUACUGCUGCCAAUAAUCUUCUCUGCAUAAAUGUUCGUUAACACAAAAAAGACAAAACAAAGAAAAAUUCGGGUGUAAGGGAACACGUUUUUCACGAGCGUUACAGGCCAUCACAGUCCAUCUCGGUUUCUGGUAGGGAUCACACGGUUUGACAUCUUGUUUGUCUGAUCGUACGACAGCGCUGUCGAUCACCUGUUCAAAUAAGCUAGUCGUCAGACCGUUUGAAGCCUACUGGUGGAAACCGAGCUUGAUUGCGUGGUGGUCACAAAGCCGCUUCGUCGAUUCGUCCGUGUUCCCCGCGUUCCCGAUAGAAUUGUCUUCAGUCUACAUAGUUUGUCUGUUCGUCUAUUCGAAGAAGCUCAACAGCGAUUGAGCGCAGGAAGGUUACUGGUGUCGUAUCGUCGCUUUACGAAGCCAGUAGCUCGUCGUCGUCUUACCGAUAUCAACCAUAUCACAGCCGGAUGGCCAUAAAUAUUCGUAAACACAAAAAAGACAAAACAAAGAAAAAAUAAUUCCCUGUUUUGUAUCCGCCAGGUACCAAGUUAAGUACCAGAUAACUCUGCUCAAAGUGCUUGCUUGGUAACGAAGGAUUUUGAGUAUCCAAUAAAUGAGCGUUUUGUUGCUUAUGGCGUAGCUUGUAUUCCAGUUCAAUGGAUUUCACAAUAUUGCCUAAUCAUAAUGCUUGGUUAUGUGCUAUCUGAUUGCGCAACAUUGAAUCCGAUUGUGAAAUUCCAUCUCGCGCUUGCGCAUCAACGCUUAUCUGCACUACUACAUAGCGAGAGUUGGCGUAAAAUUCCACGCUGUGUGGACCGUGAAUAUACUUGAAUAUGAGAACGUUUCCAAUAUUCAGGAGAUGGUUUAAAUGUUCGUGAUAGGCAACUUUUAUU